Messenger RNA from Scylla paramamosain (green mud crab), 4405 nucleotides. Its product is annotated as globin-like. The transcript has 6 exons. The record is from RefSeq and is a predicted model, not a curated record. Gene Ontology annotation, cellular component: hemoglobin complex; extracellular region. NCBI's taxonomy places the organism in Eukaryota, Metazoa, Arthropoda, Malacostraca, Decapoda, Portunidae. Gene Ontology annotation, biological process: oxygen transport. Gene Ontology annotation, molecular function: oxygen binding; heme binding. The coding region runs from base 566 to 1135 and encodes 189 amino acids.
CUCACUCAGAGUCACCUGCUGAACCGAGGCUACGAGGUGGCAGCCGUGCCAGUAAGCGUCAAGCAGCGGGCGAGGGAGGAGGUGCUGUCGUGCCCGCUGGCCAGUCUUCCCCACGCUUAACCCUCAACACUGGGACCAAAACCCGGGGCUGCUUUGCCUGUACAUCUUGCCCUGCGGCUGCUGACGGGUGUGGAGGCCUGUGUGGGGCACGAGGCAGUGACGGCAGUUAAGAGGGGUGACAGGAAGCCAGUAAAGUGAGGGCCAGGGCGCCGCGGGAGUCAUCUCUGCUUGUGGCCUCCCUAGGGUCAAAACUCCCUUCCCUCCCUCCCGUCCCGGCGUGAAAUAAAGGGCUGCAUUGUAUUCCUGCGGUGUCCAGUGAAGAUAAAACGCAAGGGACAUAUUAACAACUGAUAGUGUUAUUCUCUCUCUCUCUCUCUCUCUCUCUCUCUCUCUCUCUCUCUCUCUCUCUCUCUCUCUCUCUCUCUCUCUCUCUCGAAGACAACUUUAAUAAGGAGUUCAUCGUAAGGACUACUGAAGAAGGAGAAGUUGAAUCUACUGAAGCAUCAUGGGAGCCUUGCUAAGUGUGGUGUGGGGAUGGCUCGCUCCCGGCACACAGGUGGGAGCCGUCACGCUGCCUGAGGAGGGAAGCUUGGGCCCUGAGGCUGACGUGCCGGACAAGACCACGGGCCUCACUCUGCGCCACCGCACCGCCAUCUACCGCACCUGGGACCUCGUCAGACCUGAUGUGAAAAUGCACGGCGUUAACUUCUUCCUUGCCAUGUUUGAAGCAGAGCCAGUGCUGCAGACCAGAUUCAAAGGUUUCGCUGGCAAGACAAAGGAUGAACUUAAGAGUAACAAGCGACUGGCAGCACACGGAACAACUGUGUUCAUGGCCAUCACAUCUUUAGUGGACAACUUAGAGGACAUUUCAGUGCUGGUGGAGCUACUCAAGAGCACAGCAGAUAAUCACAGACAGCGAGGCGUCCCUAAGGAGGACUUUGAGCUGCUGGCGCCAAUACUGGUCAAGUUCCUGAGGGACACGCUGGGGUCGGCCUGGAGCCCAGUGGCAGAGGAGGCCUGGACUCAGGCUAUGAAGGUCAUCAAUUCAGUCAUCUUUAGCGGUUACGAGGCAUGAUGUUCCUCCCGCCUUUCCUUCCCUUCCCUUCUCCCUGCUCCCUGCUCCUCUCUCUCCUUCCAGCCUUUGUACUCUCCCUCCUUCUCCUCUGUGCACCACACACUUCAUGCCUAGUUCUUCAUUGCCACACUUCACUCACUUUAUGUUAGUCUAUCUUUCUCCUAAACACUUACAUUACUUCACCAUAUGUACAUACACUCAACCACACACUUGAUGUACACGCUACCACACACAUACACAUGUAUACACAUGCACACAUGCAUACACACAUUCCCUUCUCACCUUCACUAUAUUAACCAUGACACUCAUGAAAUGCUAUAUAUUUUAAGUUAAUAAAAAAAUAUAGAGAAAUUUAUACAAUUUCAUAGAUAUAAUUUAUAGCAAAUUAUAAUGACUAAUAUUUGUAAAACCAGGAAGAGUAAUCUUCCUUCCACCACAAAUGCUUCAGGCAAAAGUUUUAAGCUCAAUAGUUUUUUUUUUUUUUUCUUUUUCCCCAUUAUUUAUCAUGUACUGUACACUGUAGAUAUAAACAUGAUACGAGGUAUUCCCUGAAGCUGCGUGGGAUAGGAGGAACUUUUCAAACUGUCCUAAACACUAACAAUUCUUUCCACAUGCAAGUGUUUAUAAAAAAUGUGAUACCUCUUUGUGCUCUGGAGACAAAAUCAAACACAUUAUAUUCCAUAGGUGCAUCUUUCACUCACCACAAAUUUCCGUAUACAAAAACAUUAUACAAGGUUCUUAUCUGCUCUUAUGGAGACGCACUCUUAUGUCCUUUGUACCGAGGCAUGUUCUAGUGAGCACUGGUAUCUGUCUGUCUGUCUGCGUGUGUCCCUUUGUGAACUCCAUAGAAGGGGGUGGUCACAGUACAAGUGUAUUUAUUCUUGCUUUUACCUUCCUUUCUCGUACUCUAAUUAUCUUAUCCUUUCUCUACAAACUUCACCAUUCUAUCUUCCAUUUAUAUUCUUGUUCUUACAUUUCCUUUCUGCAUACUCUAAUUCGCUUUGUCUCCUCUCAUUCCUCUUUCAUAUAUCUCAACUUCCUGUCCUUACAUUUCUGUUUUGCAUAUUUUAAUCCUCUCUUUCUCUUCUCAUCUUUUUCUCUCUCAUACUCCACUAUUGUGUUCUUCAUUUAUAUUCCUGUUCCAGCAUCUAAUUUUUGCUUACUCUAAUCCUUUUUUUAUCCCCAACUCCUUUCAUAUACUUCAGUGUUUUAUAACUUCUAUCCUUCUAUAUCACUGGAUGUCAGCCACUCCAUCUGUCACACCAAUGCACACACUCCUGGUCAUCUCUUUUCAAACCAUUCUUUAUACAUGGCCAAGGCAGCUUACAGUGUUGUUUGAGCCCUAUGCUUCACCUAACAUGCCUAAUAUGCGAAACUUGUGGUAAUGUUCUUUUCAUUUUGUAUAGUGAUGUAACACUGAUGUUCAUAUAAGAGGGCAAUGUGUCAAACCCUUCCUCUCUCAAUGAACAUUACAUACAGUCCCCUUCACUUCCACAUUCAUUAGUUAGUGUUGCCAAUGUGUGAAUCAUCUGCUGCAAACUACCUACUUCGAUCCAUAUCUGAAACAAAUCCCAGCCCAUCUCUCCAUCACCCUCCCUCCACCACCAUCUCUCCAUCACUCUCCUGCUUACAUGUACAGGCUGUGUGUCUCGAAUCAGGCGGGGUAGUUCACAGUAAGCAAUUCACACACUGGUGAUGUUAAGUCAUAAACAUGGCAGUGUAGGAGUGGAGGGCACUGUACCACUCUGGAAGAGCUGCUGGACUCUCUGUUUGUUUUCCGCAGUCCAUUGUAGAGUUUUAAUGUUAGGAAACACAUGUACCUUCCUUAAUGAAAGUACUGCACCUUGCUUUGAGGCAGGAUGAGGUAUUACUGGUGUGUGUGUGUGUGUGUGUGUGUGUGUGCGUGCAUAGAAACAUGGCAAACACCUCACUAGAUAUUUUGCAGUUUAUUUAUGAUUCAGUUAUAUAAGUAGUGAUUAACCAAACACGUAAAUCUGAUGAGAGAACAUUUCUGUGCUUGUUCUGUUUGUUCUUGGAGUGAAAAAAGAAAAGAAAAACAAUGUUCUUGAUUAAAUAGUUUGUACAAAUGGUGUUCUUGAAGGAAACAUUUAAUAUUUGUCACCUGCAGCCUUUGUAACUGUAGCAGUGCACGCUGAAAGGAGCCACUUCAUCCACACAAGGCAGCAGAAACUCAAGGAAUGGAAUUUUUUUUCUAUAAUUGCACCAGAAUGAGAUGGCUGCCUCCUUGUGUGUGUGUGUGUGUGUGUGUGUGUGUGUGUGUGUGUGUGUGUGUGUGUGUGUGUGUGUGUGUGUGUAAAGACUGUAUUGCAUUUUCUUUUUCUUUUCUGUGAUACAAUUAUGUAAUGACUGGGUGCACAGACUAACAAAAUUAUCUUUGGGCCUCAAGAUUGCUAUGGUCCUGAGGUCUAGAGGUGCUGUGCUCUGUCCUCCCAGUCAAGGGCUUGGUCGAGAUGAGAACUUCUUGUGGUGAAUCUACCCAGUCUUUUUGAUCAGUUAGUGUGAGGUGCUCAAGGGAGACAUGGCACAGGUGGUCACUAUAUGUAGUCUUCUCCCUCACAGCAAGGGUAGCUUCAGUGGAAAAGAUGAAGUCUUGAAAUUUGAGAAGAUAUGCCUAUUCACUUAAAAUGCUAAACAUACAGAUGAGUGAAUGAAAUAAAUUAUAUAGUACCUAUUAAUGAGCAUCUACUAACUACAUCUACUAAUUAAUGCCUGUGACUAUCAUCACUAUCUUUGGCCCUUUUUCUUACAUAAAGGACAGUUUCAGUGAAAAAGUUGAAGCCAAAGAACUCCUGAAAUUUGGAAAAGUGUAUUCACUUCAAUAGACUUUAAAUGUCAAAAUGAGUGAAUGAAGUAAAUGAUAUACUUUGAUAACUACUGACCUGUCUCAUCUACAUGAAUCUAAACAGUGUAUACCUAAAGUCUAUACAGGUUCAAAAUACAUACUAGCUUAUGUAUUUAGUGUGAGGAGGCAGUGUUGACUGUAUGGGUUUGUGAAUGGGUUUGUGAGUGUAAGGGAGGAAAAGGAAGUGAAGCAAAUAUUAUCCUCAGAGUUGUAACAGAGGCAGCACACAGGCACCACACAUUAUAUUAACCUCAUCACCUGAGCAGCCUUCCACUAAACUCAAAACCAAAAUGAGACAAGUCUCCCCAUUCAUGUAUAUGUCAAUUUUUCUUAUAAUUUUGGGUGAAUUUCUGUGAGUAGUGAAUGUGGCACAAUAUGUAUUGAUCCAAUAUACAGUGUUCAAACAA